AAUAUCAUUGUGACACCUCUGCCAUUCUAUCAAAUCUGACCUAGCCAAGCCCGUUGUUACCCACGGCUAAUGCCCACGGCCAGAGGUGUGACGGGGGUGCAACAUCCAGCCCAGACAAGCCAUCCACCCCUUAGCCCUAUUAAGAUCUAGCAUGGACCCGGUUGAUGAGAACGGCCUUUGGCCUCAAGGGGAUCCUCAGGAUCCCCAGGAUUCCGGUGAACUCGAUGAUGAAGAAGCCCAACGAGACUGGGAGGCUCUCCUCUACAGUCAAAUCCAUCACGAACAAACGGAACCCACCUUUUCCAUCCGCACCGCGACCCACACUACCACGCCCAUCCAACCCCCAGCUACCACCUCAUUCACCCCUGAAGAGGUGGGCGUCCCAAACCUCGGCCAGAUGAAUGAAGCCUCCAGUGAAGAAGAAGACGAGGAUGAUGAUGAUGGGAUCAUGGUGCUCCCUCGACCCGUUUUGGUGCCCGUCGAUAUUCCAUUGAUCAGUUUAGAUUCGAGUGAGGACGAACAAGAGCUUCAGGUCCAGGGCCAAAGGGGUCCUAAAUCCCGAUCCGAGUCUGAGGAAGACGAAGACAAUGUCAGAAAAAUGCCCGGAACGAGAGCUUCCAGAUCGACCCAAGUAGUGGAUUUGGUGUCAUCCAGUGGUCUCUCUUCGGGUGAUGAUCAGGAUUGUGUGGAGGAAGAGAUUGUGAUCCAGGGCCAGCGAAUUCCCGCCCAGACCAGGACCAUGGGGGUGCCCCGAAGAGCCCGCUUGACCAUCAAUGAAUCCACGUCGGAACACAGUUUAACCGAAGACGAAAGGACCGACACGCCUCCGCCCCAUCCCCAAACCCAGAGAAAACUGGAACUGAAGAAAAAAAGCGCCGAGGUCUUGCAGGCUUACAAGGCGGUCUUUGCGUCUUCGGAUGAUUCGUCCGGCGAUGAACGGUUGUCUUUGGGCAGUGGUGAGGUCAGUUUGAACUUGUUGGCACCCCCGUCCAAAAGGUCAUGGCUCUCGGCCCAGAAUUUGGAUCCUCUGAGCGCGUUCAAAAAUUGUCCCCCGGGUGAGCAGCCGCCUAUUCGAAUUCACAAAUGGACGGAUGGCAUGUAUCAGUUUUACAACGAGAUCAGUCAGACGUCCUUCCACGAUACCUUAGACGACAUCAUGCAACAAAUCCCCGACAAUGCCAACUGGCGAGUGAAUCGCACGGAUCGAAUGGGCGUGCUCGGGUCAGGUUCGUCGUUGUAUCGUCGUGGGAAAUCGCGAUAUUUCGACCGAAGUCGCUGCGGCAAUUGCAAACAAAUGGGCCAUUUGACGCGCCAGUGUCCCGAUCCUCCCAAGCCGCUAAUUUGCAACAUGUGUGCGGCCCGCGGUCAUCUACGGCAGGCCUGCCCGAACGCGUCGUGCUUACGGUGCUCGCAACCGAGCUACGAUUUCACGUCCAAUUGUUUUCAUUGCCGCAAAUUGAACAAAACCCACUGUCUGGAAUGCGGCGCCCCCGGACACGCCAAACAGAACUGCCCCGAUCAUUGGCGGCGAUUCCAUCAAACGGUGGAACCCGGGGGCGUGUUCCAACCCCGGGACCAUGAUCGGAUUCAUAAAAGUGAAAGUGAAAUGUCCUGUCCCAACUGCGCCCGUGAAGGUCAUAGUCUGCACAAGUGUCGAGGAUUCCGUCCCACAGCCAACCCGUUUCCCGUGUUAAAAGUGGUCUCGUAUGAAGAGCCACCCAAUCUGGUAGCCGAAGAACCCUUGAUCAGCUCGAAGAAAGGCCUCAGGAAAUGGUUGAGGUCCGAGACCAAGGCCAAGAAGCGAGCCUAUU
Molecule: messenger RNA, 1811 nt
Organism: Tigriopus californicus
Lineage: Eukaryota; Metazoa; Arthropoda; Copepoda; Harpacticoida; Harpacticidae
Gene: Zcchc7
Molecular function (GO): nucleic acid binding; zinc ion binding
Source: RefSeq, a predicted model, not a curated record